GGACAAGAGUAUAAAAUGGAGCUCGCUUCAGGGGGAUUGAAGCAGAAGCAAACAAGCUCCUCCGAAAGAACAACCGAAGAACUCCAACUUCAACUUCCAGAGACCAUGAAGACUCUGAGCCUCCUCGCCAUCUGCGCUCUCCUCUCAGCGUGCUGGGCCACAGGAGUUGUCGAAUAUGAGUCUCACGUGGAACACGAUGGUGACUCUGACCACUCAGACGCCGGCGACCUCGCUGAUGUUGGCGACCGCGCCGAUGCCGGAGACAACGGCGAUGUUGGAGACAACGCCAACUCCUCAGCCUCCGACUCAUCCGAUUCGGACUCAGACUCCAACUCUGAUUCAGACUCUGACUCCAACUCUGAUUCAGACUCAGACUCCAACUCUGAUUCAGAUUCAGACUCCAACUCUGAUUCGGACUCCGACUCUGCCUCAGAUUCUUCCUCCUCUUCAUCUGAGUCAGCCAGUACUGAAGGGACAGAGUCUCCAGACUCUCACGUGGUCAUGAAGCGAGACGUGGCUUCCGUCUUGCUGAGGUCGAGACGCCAAGCCCCUCUCUCCUUUUACCAGAUGGAGCGCCUGAGAGAGGUGUGUGAGCUGAACACGGGCUGCGACGAGAUGGCAGAGACGCAGGGCGUCGUGGCAGCCUACACGGCCUACUAUGGACCCCCUCCCUUCUAAGCAGACAAACUCAUUGCAGUUUGGAGGUCACAAACUUUUUUUUGCACAGCGAUGUCCAAAGAGAUGCACAUAAAGUAUGCAGUAAGCCAUAUAUGUUGAAGGGAUUCCUCAGCCCUACUUCGCAUAACAUAAUGAAUGGUGCUAAAAGUUUAUUUGAGUGAUUGUUUUGAAUUAUUUAUGCCAUGCUUCAGCAGCGGUUAUAGAAUUGAGCUCUUAGAUGUACAAUAGUGUCAGUGGCUGUGUCCAGUGCGUGUGAAAUGGACGGGAAUUAUCUGCUAUGGCUGUAACCACACAUUGCCUCUGGAUUUGAAAGAAAUAAAUUAUUUUAUUUGUCCAACAGUGA
Molecule: messenger RNA, 1021 nt
Organism: Hippocampus comes (tiger tail seahorse)
Lineage: Eukaryota; Metazoa; Chordata; Actinopteri; Syngnathiformes; Syngnathidae
Gene: bglapl
Product: bone gamma-carboxyglutamate (gla) protein, like
Exons: 4
Coding region: 16-678 (220 amino acids)
Biological process (GO): response to vitamin K; regulation of cellular response to insulin stimulus; osteoblast differentiation
Cellular component (GO): extracellular region
Molecular function (GO): hydroxyapatite binding; structural constituent of bone; calcium ion binding
Source: RefSeq, a predicted model, not a curated record